Molecule: messenger RNA, 834 nt
Organism: Condylura cristata (star-nosed mole)
Lineage: Eukaryota; Metazoa; Chordata; Mammalia; Eulipotyphla; Talpidae
Product: ubiquitin-conjugating enzyme E2 J2-like
Source: RefSeq, a predicted model, not a curated record
CCAGCUCCUGCUCCGGCCUCGACCACAGCGAGCCCUAGCGCGGCGGGGGCCCACGAGCGGCGACGGGAAGAGAUGAGCAGCAACAGCAGCAAGAGAGCCCCGACCACAGCCACGCAGUGCCUGAAGCAGGACUACCUCAGCAUCAAGAAGGACCCGGUGCCCUACAUCUGCGCGGAGCCCCUCCCCUCCAACAUCCUCGAGUGGCACUACGUGGUCCGCGGCCCUGAGAUGACACCCUACGAGGGUGGCUACUACCACGGAAAGCUCGUCUUCCCCAGAGAGUUUCCUUUCAAGCCCCCCAGCAUCUACAUGAUCACCCCCAACGGAAGGUUCAAGGUCAACACCAGGCUGUGUCUGUCCAUCACAGACUUCCACCCGGACACAUGGAACCCAGCCUGGUCGGUGUCCACCAUCCUGACGGGGCUGCUCAGCUUCAUGGUGGAGAAGGGCCCCACCCUGGGCAGCAUAGAGACCUCGGACUUCACGAAAAGACAGCUGGCCGCGCAGAGCUUGGCCUUCAACAUGAAAGACAAAGUCUUUGAGAUCAGGCAGAAGCAGAAGGCACAGGAGGAGCUCAGCAGCUGGCCCCAGCCGCUGCCCCUGCCCGACGUGGUCCCCGACGGGGAGAAGCUCCCCGGCCAGCGCGGGCUCCCGCUGCUCAACGGCUGCGCGCCGGGGGCCUGGCCCCACCUGGCUGGACUCCAGCAGGCCAACCGGCACCACGGGCACCUGGGCGGUGCCCUGGCGAACUUGUUCGCCAUAGUCCGCUUUGCGGCCUUCGCCUACACGGUCAAGUACGUGCUGAGGAGCAUCGCACAGGACUGAGCGCUGUCC